Dermacentor albipictus is the source of this 630-nucleotide messenger RNA. RefSeq names its product putative nuclease HARBI1. The record is from RefSeq and is a predicted model, not a curated record. NCBI's taxonomy places the organism in Eukaryota, Metazoa, Arthropoda, Arachnida, Ixodida, Ixodidae.
AUGGCGUUUUUCUCUGGCGUGCCUUUUCGUGUCGCCUGUGCGGCUGCUGCAGUCGCGCAGAGACGAAGACCCGAGGUAGACGAUGCAUUUGAAGAGUUGACGGAAGAAGAGUUCCGGCAGUAUUUUCGUCUGUCCAAACGAACAGCGCGUAGCUUGUGCGACGAGCUUGACCCCAUCAUUGGAUGCCAGCGAGCGAGUGGCCUUUCCACAGAAAGGAAGGUGUUGUGCGCGCUGCCAUUCUUCGCCACCGGAAGCUUCCAGAGGAGCGUUGGUCGCGAGGAACACGUAGGCAUGGCACAGUCGGCCGUGAGCAGCACCAUUCACGAGGUGACGGAGGCCAUCAUUUCCGUAUCUGCCCGGAGAAAGUUGGUGGACUUUCCCUUCGCACCGUCUGCCAAGGAUGAGGCUAAGGCGGCGUUCGCGCGACGCGGCGCCAUCCCAGGCGUGCUAGCGUGCGUCGACGGCACGUUGAUCGCCAUCAUGAAGCCAGAGGGACUCAGCCCGGCCGACACGGCGAGCUUCAUGUCGAGAAAGGGUUAUUACGCCCUAAACGUCAUGGUCGUUUGCAACGUGGAACUUCGCAUCCUUGUUGUGGACCCCCGGUUCCCUGGUUCAUGCCAUGACUCUUAG